AUGGCCAUGAUCCAAAACAUCCACCGCCAUCCCAAGACAUCAGACACAUACCCGCCAAUAAUGGGCCCGAUCAUGGGGCCGAGGAUGGUGCCGACGGACCAGAUGGAUACGGCGCGGCCCCUCUGGUCACGCGGCAUGAGCGAAGCCCGACAGGAACCGAAAUGCCAGCAGCAUGGCCUCUCCGCGCGCGAGGCCACAUGCGGCGGUGAAGAGCAGGAAGAGUGCAUUGGUGACGUGGUAGACGACGACGCGGCCGUGCAUCUCGCUCAGCGGCGGGAGGAUCAGGGACCCGCACGCGAAGCCCAGCACGAAGAUUGA
Pyricularia grisea is the source of this 318-nucleotide messenger RNA. RefSeq lists its product as uncharacterized. The coding region runs from base 1 to 318 and encodes 105 amino acids. The record is from RefSeq and is a predicted model, not a curated record. The transcript is spliced from 2 exons. NCBI's taxonomy places the organism in Eukaryota, Fungi, Ascomycota, Sordariomycetes, Magnaporthales, Pyriculariaceae.